This is a messenger RNA of Sardina pilchardus (European sardine), 2138 nucleotides long. Its product is annotated as mucin-5AC-like. NCBI's taxonomy places the organism in Eukaryota, Metazoa, Chordata, Actinopteri, Clupeiformes, Clupeidae. The record is from RefSeq and is a predicted model, not a curated record. The transcript has 8 exons. The annotation marks the transcript as partial.
CAACCACGAUUGAACCACCAACAACAACAAUUGCACCAUCAACCACAAGUGAGCCGAAAACAGCGGCCAAUGUUCAGUUCCGUACCGAUGAGACAUUUAAUGCUGACCUUUUAGAUUCCUCUUCAGUUGCCUUCAGAAAUAGAUCCUCACUUAUCAAAUCAGAGCUAGAGCCAUAUUUCUUUGAGGACUACAAGCCAUAUUUCAUCAGCCUAACACCAACAAGCUUCAGAAAAGGAUCUAUUAUCAAUGAAGCGAGCAUGACCAUUACCUCAGAUGCAACGUUCCCCAACGAUACAGAGAUUACAGCCACCCUGACUAGAGCAGCCACGAGUGGAAAUUUGCCAUUUACCAUCACCUCCAUAAACGGAACAGACCUUGCUACAACAACUACUACCUCAGCACCUACCACAACCACAAUCGAAUUGACAACCACAACUGAGGCAACAACAACAACAAAUGAGGCAACAACUUCAACCACAAAUGAACCAACAAGCACAACUGAGGCAACAACAAGCACAACUGAGGCAACAACUUCAACAACAAAUGAACCAACAACAACCACACUGCAGGCAACAACAUCAACCACAAAUGAACCAACAACCACAACUGAAGUAACAACAACCACAAUUGAGGCAACAACUUCAACCACAAAUGAACCAACAACAACCACAAAUGAACCAACAACAACAACAACUGAGGCAACAACAACCACAAUUGAGGCAACAACUUCAACCACAAAUGAACCAACAACCACAACUGAGGCAACAACAACCACAAUGGCGGAAACAACUUCAACCACAAAUGAACCAACAACUACAACAAUUGAGCCAACAACUUCAACCACAACAACAACAACCACUAUUGAACCAACAACCACAACUGAGGCUACAACAACCACAAUUGAGGCAACAACUUCAACCACAAAUGAACCAACAACCACAACUGAGGCAACAACAACCACAAUUGAGGCCACAACUUCAACCACAAAUGAACCAACAACAACCACUAUUGAACCAACAACCACAAUUGAGGCAACAACUUCAACAACAAAUGAACCAACCACUAUUGAACCAACAACCACAACUGAGGCUACAACAACCACAAUUGAGGCAACAACCUCAACCACAAAUGAACCAACAACCACAACUGAGGCAACAACAACCACAAUUGAGGCCACAACUUCAACCACAAACGAACCAACAAUAACCACUAUUGAACCAACAACCACAAUUGAGGCAACAAUUUCAACCACAAAUGAACCGACAACAACUGAGGCAAUAACAACCACAAUUGAAGCAACAACUUCAACCACAAACGAACCAACAACAACCACUAUUGAACCAACAACCAAAACUGAGGCUACAGCAACCAAAAUUGAGGCAACAACUUCAACCACAAAUGAACCAACAACCACAACUGAGGCAACAACAACCACAAUUGAGGCCACAACUUCAACCACAAACGAACCAACAACAACCACUAUUGAACCAACAACCACAAUUGAGGCAACAACUUCAACCACAAAUGAACCGACAACAACUGAGACUAUUGAACCAACAACCACAACUGAGGCUACAACAACCGCAAUUGAGGCAACAACUUCAACCACAAAUGAACCAACAACCACAACUGAUGCAACAACAACCACAAUUGAGGCAACAACUUCAACCACAAACGAACCUACAACAACCACUAUUGAACCAACAACCACAACUGAGGCUACAACAACCACAAUUGAGGCAACUACUUCAACCACAAAUGAACCAACAACCACAACUGAGGCAACAACAACCACAAUUGAGGCCACAACUUCAACCACAAAUGAACCAACAACCACCACUAUUGAACCAACAACCACAAUUGAGGCAACAACUUCAACCACAAAUGAACCGACAACAACUGAGGCAAUAAAAACCACAAUUGAAGCAACAACUUCAACCACAAACGAACCAACAACAACCACUAUUGAACCAACAACCACAACUGAGGCUACAACAACCACAAUUGAGGCAACAACUUCAACCACAAAUAAACCAACAACAACCACUAUUGAACCAACAACCACAACCGAGGCUACCACAACCACAAUUGAGGCAACAACUUCAACCACAAAUGAACCAACAACCACAACUGAGGCA